Epinephelus lanceolatus (giant grouper) is the source of this 7212-nucleotide messenger RNA. NCBI's taxonomy places the organism in Eukaryota, Metazoa, Chordata, Actinopteri, Perciformes, Serranidae. The record is from RefSeq and is a predicted model, not a curated record.
UACUACAUUUCAGUUUUGUUCAAAUGACUGUCGGGACCAGAGUACCAUCACUCUGUCAUGAUGUGACUGUACCGGGAGUAAAUACUGUACAGCUUUUAUUAACACGUCAACGUACAGUGUCUUAAUGUGAAACUAAAUAUAACUGAAGAAGACAGCUACUCCCAGGGCUAACAUUAUCGUAAGCUAUUCUGUCAGACUCGACGACGAAGGAAACAACCAAGUGUUCUUUUAUGUCACACGGACGAAAUCAGUGCUCACUGGAGAAACGUCAGUGUCUUUCAAGAGGAGAGAAAUGUGUCUUAUGGACUCGGGCGUCUCGUCGAAGAAGACAUAUCAUAAGGACUAACAUCCUCAGAUUAACAGCAGUAAUGUGUUGACAUUCGCGUUGCAUCCUUAAGAUUUUUUUUAUGCUAACACUGACUGUAGGCUCGCGGAUGUUAGCUAGCUUUAUAUGUCGCUACAACUUGUAUUUUAGAUAGAUGACGCUUACAUUGCCCAGCAUCACCAAACAAGGUAACGUUAUUGACAUGUUAUUGUGAACAUGUUUGUAGAGACCUGCUAUGGGCAGCAGCUAUGACGCUAGGUGUAGCCCCAGGGUUAUGUCACUGUCAGGCUAACAGAUAGCUCGGUGUCUGCAGCUACUUUCAGUCUUUGCAUGGUCAUGUCCAACUGGGUUGGCAUCAUGUAAGUUAACGUUAAACUGUCCCACUGAACAGGUUAGGUGACUAGGGACACAGUGUGUUAGUGAGCCUGCUUGGAGAGUAAUGCAAAGCUGGAUUGCAGCUAUCCAACUGGGUCAAACACUGACAGCUGGCACUGAUACAGUUUAGCUCAGGAUUGUUGUUAGCCAUGCUCACAACCGUCUGUUCAGUGUGAUAUUACAAACAUCUCAACUUAUUUAGAGGUUACGUGAAUGCAUCAUAUCCUGACUGCAUCUCUUAUUUAUGCAAUAAGGGACACCAGAGCAGCCUGACAUGAAAUAAAUCCGUAGUGCAAGAAGCAACAUUGCCAGGACUGAGAGCAUCAUUUGCUCUAGGAUAAUUUUCUGAAGAGGAGAGCAACAUUUACAGCUAUCCACCAGUGCCCAGUAUCAACCCGACCAUCAGUCCAUCACAAUGGAAACUGUGGGAGAUUUUGAGUACAGCAGAAAAGACUUGGUUGGACACGGAGCCUUUGCUGUGGUGUUUAAAGGAAGACACAGGAAGAAGACAGAUUGGGAGGUGGCGAUCAAGAGCAUUAAUAAGAAGAACCUGUCCAAGUCCCAGAUCCUUCUUGGCAAGGAAAUCAAAAUCCUUAAGGAGCUGCAGCAUGAAAACAUUGUGGCACUUUACGAUGUCCAGGAAACACCCAACUCUGUUUUCCUGGUCAUGGAGUACUGUAAUGGAGGUGAUCUCGCUGACUACCUGCAAGAAAGAAACGGACCCAUCCUCCAAGUAGGACAAGAUUGUUUCUGUUUAUUCCACCCCGGUGAGUGUGAUUCCUCUUUUUUCUCAACAUUUUUCAUUUUUGGCAAUGCAUUGUUUUUUCCCAGAGCCUAUACAUUUUUCAGCCAUCCUUUCCUGGAGCCUUCAUCUACCAUUAAAAAAUCGUGUCCAGUGCCAGUCCCCAGUGCCUCCAGCGCAGUGACUGACAGCUCCUGUGGCAGCUCCCCAUGCAUCCGAUACAACUCCCCUCCUUCUCUUCCAGACAUGCAGACACUAGCAGAAGAUGGUCUGUCAUCCCCUCCACUCGGUUCGCCUAACUUCCUGCAGCUGUCUAAAGAGUCUGCAGGAAGCACCAGCAGUAAGAACUCGUCCUGUGACACUGACGACUUUGUCCUGGUGCCUCACAUCUCUACUGACAGUUAUGAACAGCCAAUGGGAGCGUGCCGCCGGCUAUCCAGUGAGUUCCUCAUGUGUGGAGGGCAGCUGCAGCCUAUCCCCGGACAGACCCCGAUGGUAUCCCCACGGGCUGAGACCACCCCAAUCCCUGUUCCUACCCAGAUCCGUAACUACCAGCGCAUCAAGCAAAAUCUGUCUAGCAGCCCGACAACCACGCUGUACAGCUCCCCCAGGUCUGCCACUGUGAGGCGCUCCAACACUAGUCCUAUGGGGUUUCCCAAGGUGGGCUCGGGGUCCCCCAGCUCUGCAGAUAUCCCUCAGCCAGUAGGCAGACGUCUCUCCACUGGCAGCUCCCGUCCCUACUCCCCUUCACCUCUUGUGGGCACUAUCCCUGAGCAGCUGGGUCACUGCUGCUGUCACCUGCAGAACCAUGAGCCUCGCAGCCGCAGCUCCUCGGGAGGUUCCCCUGUCCCAUCCUCUCAACUCCUGGGGGCUCGGCUUCAGAGUGCCCCCACCCUGACUGAGGUCUACCAGACCAGGCAGAAACUCCAUAAGCAGUUGUCAGACCCUGUUCAGCCCUCCUCCUCCUCCUCCUCCUCCUCCUGCAGUCAUUCCCCUCAGCUCGGGCGGCCAGUAAACCUUGGCUCCUCCCCCACCAAGCUCCUGGGCUCCUCCCCCCGCACAUCUGACUGGCUGCAGAAGUCCCCACUGCCCACCAUCAUUGGCUCCCCGACAAAGGCCAUUUCGGCGCCAUUCAAGAUCCCUAAAACACAGGCGUCCUGUAACCUGAUGGCACUGGCUGAUAGCCCUGUGCCAACCAAGACAUUGGCAGAUGCCCGGGAUAUCUGUGCCCACCACUGCAGCCCAUACCUCACCGGACGCCCAGCUGCCCCUGAGGCCAGCAGGACCUUCGGCAGGUCUGUUAGUACAGGUCGUCUAUCUGAGCAGCCAAUCAGAAUCACUCUGGGUGGACAGGCCUAUCAGGGCAGCACUGACAGCUUGAAUGCAGAGCGACCCAUGGACACAGCCCCUGCAGGUCCCAGUGGCCAUGUUCCCGGUGGGUCAGCAAGUCCCCGUACAGUCCUUUUCACUGUGGGUUCACCACCAAACAGCAGCACUCCUCCUACGUGCAGCCAUCUGGGCACACGACCACGCACCACCUCAGUGGGAUCCAACAGUUCAGCUGGCUCCCUGUGUUCCACUAGUGGCCGGGUCUAUGUCGGUUCUCCUCCAGGCAUGGCCAUGGGCUCCUCUCCUCCAGGAGGUUUUGGGGGCGGGCAGGCUGUCCCCGGGACUGAGGGGGCACCCAGCAGCCUGCGCUAUGUUCCCUAUGGUACCUCCCCUCCCAGCUUGGAGGGAUUCAUCACAUUUGAAGCCCCUGAGCUGCCUGAGGAGACCCUCAUGGAGCGGGAGCAUACAGACACCCUGAUGCACCUAAGGAUGAUACUUUCAUUCACUGACUGUGUACUGGAGAUGGCAGCAGUGCGAGCUGGAGGGACGGAGCUUGGUGUGUCGGCCGCUUCCCUCUACCCUCCACAGGACAGUGUGGUUGUGGACCAGAUCAGCCAGCUCAGCAAAGAGUGGGGGCAGGUGGAGCAGUUGGUGCUCUAUAUGAAGGCAGCUCAGCUCCUGGCUUCCUCCCUCCAUCUGGCUAAGGCUCAGAUUAAAUCAGCCAAGCUCAAUCCUUCCACUGCUGUCAAACAGGUGGUGAAGGGUCUGAAUGAGCGCUACAAAAGCUGCAUCUCCCUCUGUCGGCAGUUGACUGACAAACUCAACCACUUCUUCUCCGAUAAGCAGCGUUUUGUGGACGAAAUCAACAGCGUCACUGCAGAGAAGCUCAUCUAUAAUUACGCUGUGGAGAUGGUUCAGUCAGCAGCUCUGGAUGAGAUGUUCAAGCAAACAGAAGAUAUAGCGUACCGCUACAGCAAGGCUGCAAUGCUGCUGGACGGCCUGUCCAAGAUCCUUCAGGACCCCACUGACAUUGAGAAUGUGGUCAAGUACAAAGCCAGCGUGGACCGCAGGAUCUCAGCCCUCUGCUACUGCACUGUCACACUCUACGAGUAGUAGCCCUCACACAAACGCACAUGCACACACACAGGGACCACAUCCUAAAACUAUUGACUUGCAUUCACAUAAAGCUGCUGUUCUCUCCUGUAGCAGUUGAAGCACUUUUCAGCACCUUGAUAGGUUUCAUCUGUAUUUAUCAUCAUACCAGUGCAUCAUGGACUGAACUGUGACAAGCAACUGAUGCACAAAUUUACAACCAAAGAUGACAAUGGAUGCAGAAACAAAAGGCUGAAACCGGAUGUGAACAUAAUGCAUGCACUUUCAAGUGCAUUUUUUUUUCUUAUGCUAUGAUGGAGGAAAACCAUUUGAUCAACAUUAAUAAAAACUAAAGUCCAUCUUUAAGGAUAUCAGUUGUUUUUUACCAGAAGAGAAAGAGGAUGGACAGGACUAUGAGACAGUGUUGUGGGCUUCAAGAGACUCCUCAUGAAGCACUUCAUGUUUUAUUUUUUUUUUUAAUUCUGCUUAUUCUGUAAUAUCAGUGGUAAUUUACUCUAUGUUUGAGUUGUUGUUAUUUAUUGGUUCAGAAGAACAUGGAUGUUUGAUUUUCCUGCCUAUCUUGAACCUCAAGUAUUGGUGUGGAAGGAAAUGGAAGAAUUAGCAAAAGGCUUAUGGCCGAUCACUGUAACAGAUUCACCAACAUGGAUUUUUACAUGAAACAAACUCUUGUUACAGAAAUUAGACAUGUAAGCAGUGGAACACGUAGUUUUGUAACUGCUUUGUUUUUAUGUUUCUUGUGUUAGCUCAAGCACUUUAUUGUAGAUUGAGAGGAUGAGAUGUUUAUCUGUACAAGUUCUGAAGAUAAAAAUGUGAAGGCAGGGGAGGGGUUUUCUGAUCACUCCCGCUCCCACCGUUAAAACUGAUCUGCUCUGUAUGCACAAUAAACUCAUCUACAGAAUGCAUACAUUUCCCACCAGGGAAACUUGGGUGGAAAACAGUGCUGUUGGCCAAGACCUAUUGGCUGCAGCUCAGGUUUUUGGGGCCUAGUUUGUGUUGUUAGCUGAUUUAAAUUCCUAUAUAUAAAUAGGCAUGUCACCAAUUUUACACACAAAAAUCAGUUAAUUUGUCACAAGAAGCACUCUUCAGCCUGUGAAUUGUAAAAAAAAUUGCCCGUUUCCCACUGAACAAAACCCCCAAAACACCUGCUUACACCUGGCUUAUAUAUGUGAUGGGAAAGGUUACAAUCGGCAUUCAUACCCACGUCAAAUGACUGUGGCUCCAAUUGGCAGUAAUGGAAAUGCAACACCCAGGUGAACACACUAAUUUUAGCUACCUUUACCAGCGAGAUGCACUGACGCACAACUACAAAAUACCAUCCAUUUCUGCCCAAGCAGCGCUACAACAAGUGAGUCUGCACUGAGUUUGAAAGAGAGACUGAAUAAGUAGGAAAAGAAGUAACCACCGUAUCAGUUUCACAGGCCUCCAUGCUGCUUUCUGCUGUUUAUUAACCUGUCUUCUGGCCAGCUGUAACAUCAGACGUGACACACCAGUGACAAACAAACUAAAAGAAAAACACGCAGAAAGGCAUACUUGUCUGCAGCAGAGCAGUGUACACAACACUGUUCUACUGGCAAUGGGGAAGACAUCAAUACACUAUUUUAAGUGGGUUUUCCUGAGAUUUUGACCUAGAUGAUGUCAUGAGAGUUAUCUUUACUGGGCCUGGAGACUCCAGCUUUUUUAACAGAUAAUGUAAAAGUAUAAAGUGUUGUAAACUGGUGGUGUGGAGUUGGAAAUGGAGGCAUUACCAAGCAAGGAGGGUCUAAUGGCAGAUGGUAUUGGGUUGCAUUAUAGGAUAUAUAGGAUACUUAGGGAUCUUGACCCAUAUUAGUUGUUCUCCAACUUAAUGGAAGAGUAAUGCUAAAUCAGUUAAAAUAUCCCUUUAACUCCAGAUACAGUAAAUAUGUCUGACAUAAGGAAAAGUGGGCUACAAUUUGAAUGCAGCAUUUUAAGGUUUCCCUGUUCUUUACUAUUCAAACCAACAUCAUUCUUUAAAAUACUGUAGUUUGAUAAAUGACGUAUACAUACAGGGCUGAGGAGCUUUGAUUACCUUUUAUUAUUUUUACCACUUUAAACCCUGAUGGUCAUAUUACUUGACAAGUUACCAUAAUAAGUUUCAUUUUACUAUAAUACUACAGCUUUUUAUGUUCUGUCAGCAUCUGUAGCUCAUUUUUUAACAAAACUUGAUGUUUGCAAACUUGUAUAUAUUUGUAUGUGGUGCAUGUGAUGAUUCCUUUCCCCUCUUUUUGGGAGGGAGGUGCGUGCAUGUGAGAUCACAGUUUGAGUUUUGAGGGCAUUGAUGCUAGCAUCAGAUGGCCUGCUUGUCAGUGAAAGAGCACAAAUCUUUAUAUGUACAUAGUUGAAUUUGAUACAUUUUAUUCAUGUAUGCCAAGGGUUUGAUAAAGAAACCUCUUUUGGCACAACAGGGGUGUGCCAAAGAAUAAAGCAAAACUUGUGGCAGCUCCAAAACUUUCCAGAGAACUCUUUCUACCAGGAUUGUUCAUUAUUAGGACCAAGACUCAUAUUUCUUCAGUGGGUCUUAUGAAAUAUUCUGAAAUGAGUGUGAUGUCUUUAGAUUUCAUACUUGUUUUCCAAAAUGUUUUGAUUUGUCACAAUCUGCACUGCCCAACAUCCACUCUGUCCCUUCUGCCUCCCCUCAAUCGUCUGCUGUGCUCCCAACAGUGUAUGUACUGUAUGUAUGAGUGUAUAUAAACACACAUGCACUUGCCAGGUGUGCAUUACGGCCAGUAGUAUACAGUUAACGUUGGAAAAGGAGAUGCCUUCUUGUGAAAGCACACAAAGGCGUACUCCUCUGUACAGGUGUGAAUACAUUAUUUUUCUGUGUAAAAAUGUGUAUAAAUGCAUUCACAGGCACCCAGUGGUCUCUGGGCCUGUUUCUGUAAUGUAUUGUUUUUUUGUUUUGUUUUUUAAACAUAUUGGGUUUCUGUUUCUCUCGUCCUUGUCAUGAGCACUCUGAACCACACAAGCCUUUUACCAUUACCAGAGUGCAGAGUGACAAAUAAAGCUGAUGGAAACCCACCUGAGUUUUGCUCUCAACUAUUUUGUCCAUGGACUGUGUUUAGAUGAAGCAUGGGUACAAAGUCUGCAUUUUUACCCCGUAGAACCUCUAGAAUCUUGAAUGUAUGUACCGUUGUUUUGCGCCUCCCCAGCUUGAUCUGAAUGCAUUCUGAAAAAAUCUGCUGUCAGACUCAUGACCCAGAAAAUGCAAUCCUUUCCAAGCACCACUUUUUCAAAGAGAAAUGUCAAUGUUAUACUUGUGCCCCUCAACAAGGGUGUCUGUCUUUGUUAAUAAAAACAAACAAAAAUGAAA